This is a messenger RNA of Knipowitschia caucasica, 714 nucleotides long. Lineage: Eukaryota; Metazoa; Chordata; Actinopteri; Gobiiformes; Gobiidae. The record is from the annotation of a GenBank genome assembly.
AUGCGCCGAUGCAAAGGACCGGAGACUCUGUUCGCUGGACAGAAACUCAACGAUAACGAGUGGCACACAGUGAAAGUGGUGCGGAGAGGCAAGAACCUCCAGCUGUCUGUGGACAACGUCACGGUAGAAGGUCAGAUGACUGGUGCCCACACGCGGCUGGAGUUCCACAACAUUGAGACGGGAAUCAUGACGGAGCGCCGCUUCAUCUCCGUGGUGCCGUCCAACUUUAUCGGCCACCUGCAGGGCCUGUCCUUCAACGGCCUGCCCUACCUGGACCAGUGCAAGAACGGGGACAUCUCCUACUGCGAGCUCAACGCACGCUUCGGAAUGCGCCACAUCAUCGCCGAUCCGGUGACAUUUCGAACCAAAGGGAGCUACUUGGCUCUGGCCACGCUACAGGCCUACGCCUCCAUGCACCUGUUCUUCCAGUUCAAGACCACCACACCCGACGGACUCAUGCUGUUCAACUCUGGGGACGGGAGCGACUUCAUCGUAGUGGAGCUGGUCAAAGGCUACGUCCACUACGUGUUCGAUCUCGGCAACGGCCCGUCUCUGAUGAAGGGGAACUCGGACAAGCCGCUCAACGACAACCAGUGGCACAACGUGGUGGUGUCCCGGGACGCUAACAACGUGCACACGCUCAAGAUCGACUCGCGCACCGUCACGCAGCACUCCAACGGCGCCCGCAACCUGGACCUCAAAGGUACGGCAUAA